Didymodactylos carnosus is the source of this 504-nucleotide messenger RNA. The record is from the annotation of a GenBank genome assembly. NCBI's taxonomy places the organism in Eukaryota, Metazoa, Rotifera, Eurotatoria, Philodinida, Philodinidae.
AUGAUAAUUGUGCCGGAUAGUAAUCCACAAUCACUGGUGAUCAUGUCCAGAAAUGAACAUAAACACGAACAAAAAGAACGCAAUCCUACAACACGUUUACCAUCACCCAUUCGGAAAUCGGUGUCAACAUAUGUUAAAUAUGGAUUAUCACAAACACAAAUUAAGUCAUCAUUAGGUCAAGAUCAUCCAAAUGCUCCAAUAACUCACAAAAGAACAGUGGAUGACGUGUUCAAUCGUAAUAUUGAUUUACUAAUGCAAAAAUGGAAUGCCACUCCAACAACGAAGAAAUUUUCGGAUUACUUCGCUGAUCAAUGGAUAGCAAAAUUACUCUAUUGGUAUGAGGGUGCUGCGUUUGGUAAACAAUCGAUGAAUGCCAUUAUAAAACAAAAGUAUACACUCCGUAAUAAGUUACAUUUAUCGGCGUUUCUACCAAAAAUGGAACAAAUGUUUGUUAACGGACUGGUCGUCCGAAAGGUUCGUACGGCUUUGUUGGCAUAUAGUUAG